CAGUGAUGGUCAGUGCUGCAGACACUUUAAGCAGCUAUAGAAACUUUAUUUAUGGCAUGCUUUUAAUUAUUUAUGCUGAUUUAUGGAAAUGACUCUAUGACUCCAUCUGGUGUUUUAUCCACUUUUGAGCAUGCAUGAACUAUUUGUACAUGAAAGGAGUUGACUUGGCAUCCUCUAAUGGACCUACAGCAUGACACAGACAUUGUUUUUUCCUCUCUCUUUAAUUUGUCACCCUUCUGUAUUGCUUAUUACAUGGCGCCAAAUGAAAUUUGAAACCGGAAGUUGGCCCCGAAAUUUGCCGGAAGUUCCCCCCCAGAGCUUGUUGUUUUUGUUGCUAGUAGAGGGAUUGUGGUGAAAAAUGGCGACGUCUCGUCGCGCUUCCCAGCAGCAACACCAGAACUUAUCUUCGCCUCCGCGUAUCGCCUCAAAUUCUCUCACUCCGCCUGGAUCUCCUCCGGGUGCCGGCGUCCCGAACAUAUCUCCUCCGGCCGGAGGCGAGCAGGACAGUGCCGGAGAUGCGGACCCAAGCGCGGCCUCCUCCCCCGCUCCGCUCCGCAGCGCUAGCAGCACUAGCAGCAGCAGCACCAGCACUAGCAGUGCUAGCUCCCCGAGCACCACGGGAGGCUCCAGCCCGGAUUCAGCCAGCACGAGCCCAGGCGGCGGCUGCGCGAGUAGCGGCGCUUUUCGGGAGCUGUUCGAGGCCUGCCGAAAUGGAGACGUGUCUCGGGUGAAACGGCUGGUGGAUUCGGUGAACGUUAACUCUAAGGACAUGGCUGGGCGCAAAUCCACUCCACUGCACUUCGCUGCAGGCUUUGGGAGGAAGGAUGUGGUGGAGCAUCUUCUGCAGACGGGAGCAAACGUGCACGCCCGAGACGAUGGAGGUCUGAUCCCUCUCCACAACGCCUGCUCAUUCGGCCACGCCGAGGUGGUGAGCUUGCUGCUGUGCCAAGGAGCCGACCCCAACGCCAGAGACAACUGGAACUACACGCCACUCCACGAGGCUGCCAUCAAGGGCAAAAUCGACGUGUGUAUAGUGCUGCUCCAGCACGGGGCCGACGCCAACAUCCGCAACACCGACGGCAAAUCAGCGCUGGACCUGGCCGAGCCAUCUGCCAAAGCCGUGCUCACCGGCGAAUACAAGAAGGACGAACUGCUGGAAGCGGCGAGGAGCGGAAAUGAAGAGAAACUCAUGGCCCUGCUCACCCCGCUCAACGUCAACUGCCACGCCAGUGACGGACGCAAGUCGACAUCUCAAAAAAUGCUGUCGACUCCACUACAUUUGGCAGCGGGAUACAACCGAGUCCGAAUCGUCCAGCUCCUCCUGCAGCAUGGCGCCGACGUGCACGCAAAGGACAAGGGUGGUCUCGUCCCGCUGCACAACGCCUGCUCCUACGGUCACUAUGAAGUCACAGAGCUGCUGCUUAAACAUGGUGCAUGUGUGAAUGCUAUGGACCUGUGGCAGUUUACCCCCCUGCACGAGGCAGCGUCCAAGAACCGUGUAGAAGUUUGUUCCCUCCUGCUGAGUCACGGGGCCGAUCCCACACUGGUCAACUGUCACGGCAAGAGCGCAGUGGACAUGGCCCCCACACCCGAGCUCAAAGAGAGACUCACCUACGAGUUUAAGGGUCACUCGCUGCUCCAGGCCGCACGCGAGGCCGACAUGGCCAAAGUGAAGAAGACGCUCGCUCUGGAGAUCAUCAACUUCAAACACCCACAGACCCAUGAGACUGCGCUGCAUUGUGCUGUUGCCUCGCCACACCCCAAAAGGAAGCAGGUCACCGAGCUGCUGCUGCGGAAAGGCGCCAACGUCAACGAGAAGAACAAAGACUUUAUGACUCCUCUGCAUGUGGCAGCUGAGAGAGCUCACAAUGACAUCCUGGAGGUGCUUCAGAAACAUGGGGCCAAGAUGAAUGCUGUGGACACGCUGGGACAGACGGCUCUGCACCGGGCGGCUCUGGCCGGUCAUCUGCAGACGUGUCGGUUGCUGCUGAGUUACGGCGCGGAUCCAGCCGUCGUCUCGCUGCAGGGCUUCACCGCCGCACAGAUGGGCAACGAAGCUGUCCAGCAAAUCCUCAACGAAAACAUUCCAGUGAGGAACUCGGACGUAGACUACAGGCUUUUAGAGGCAGCUAAAGCAGGAGACCUGGACACUGUGAAGCAACUGUGCUCUGCUCAGAAUGUGAACUGCAGAGAUCUGGAGGGACGUCACUCCACGCCGCUGCACUUUGCGGCAGGCUACAAUCGCGUAGCUGUGGUGGAGUACCUGCUGCAUCAUGGCGCAGAUGUCCACGCCAAAGACAAAGGAGGUCUGGUGCCGCUGCACAACGCCUGCUCAUACGGGCAUUACGAAGUGGCCGAGCUGCUGGUGAGGCACGGGGCAUCUGUGAACGUGGCCGAUCUGUGGAAGUUUACUCCGCUGCACGAAGCUGCUGCCAAGGGCAAAUACGAGAUCUGUAAACUGCUUCUGAAGCACGGCGCUGACCCGACAAAGAAAAACCGGGACGGAAACACGCCCCUAGAUAUGGUGAAGGAAGGGGACACGGAUAUCCAGGACCUGCUGAGAGGAGACGCUGCCCUGCUGGAUGCCGCAAAGAAAGGCUGCUUGGCUCGCGUGCAGAAACUCUGCAGCCCCGAGAAUAUCAACUGCAGAGACACGCAGGGACGCAACUCUACCCCGCUACACCUGGCAGCGGGUUAUAAUAACCUGGAGGUAGCGGAGUAUCUACUAGAGCACGGCGCAGACGUGAACGCACAGGACAAAGGCGGCCUCAUUCCCCUCCACAACGCAGCCUCAUACGGACAUGUGGAUAUUGCGGCUCUGCUGAUCAAGUACAACACAUGUGUGAAUGCCACAGAUAAGUGGGCAUUCACUCCUCUCCACGAGGCUGCACAAAAGGGACGCACCCAGCUGUGUGCCCUGCUGCUGGCACACGGAGCCGACCCCACCAUGAAAAACCAGGAGGGCCAGACGCCCCUCGACCUCGCCACGGCUGAUGAUAUCCGGGCUCUGCUGAUUGAUGCCAUGCCUCCUGAUGCCCUUCCCAGCUGCUUUAAGCCUCAAGCCACAGUGGUGAGCGCCACUGUGAUUUCACCUGCCUCCACGCCGUCCUGCCUGUCAGCUGCCAGCAGCAUCGAUAACCUGGCCGGCCCAUUGGCUGAGCUCUCGGCGUCCGGAGCAUCGGGGCCUGCAGACGGAGCCACAGGGGCUGAGAGGAAAGAAGGAGAGAUUACCAUCCUGGAUAUGAACAUCAGCCAGUUCCUGAAGAGUUUGGGCCUUGAGCAUCUGCGGGAUAUUUUCGAGAGGGAGCAGAUCACUCUGGACGUGCUGGCUGAUAUGGGCCAUGAGGAGCUGAAGGAGAUUGGCAUCAAUGCGUACGGUCACCGCCACAAGCUUAUCAAAGGCAUCGAGAGACUGCUGGGCGGUCAGCAAGGUGCCAAUCCAUACCUGACAUUCCACUGCGCGAGUCAGGGCACAGUCCUGAUUGACCUGGCACCGGAUGAUAAAGAGUUUCAGUCUGUCGAAGAGGAGCUGCAGAGCACGAUCAGAGAGCACAGAGAUGGGGGAAACGCCGGCGGAGUCUUCAGCAGGUACAACAUCCUGAAGAUCCAGAAGGUGGUGAAUAAGAAGCUGAGAGAGAGAUAUGCACACAGACAGAAAGAGAUCGCAGACGAAAACCACAACCACCACAACGAGCGCAUGCUAUUCCAUGGCUCUCCUUUCAUUAACGCCAUCAUCCACAAAGGUUUUGACGAGAGACACGCCUACAUUGGGGGAAUGUUCGGAGCGGGGAUCUACUUUGCUGAGAAUUCAUCCAAGAGCAACCAAUAUGUGUACGGUAUCGGCGGCGGCACCGGCUGCCCCACACACAAAGACCGCUCCUGUUACGUCUGCCACAGGCAAAUGCUGUUCUGCCGCGUCACCCUGGGUAAAUCCUUCCUGCAGUUCAGUGCCAUGAAAAUGGCCCAUGCACCUCCGGGGCACCACUCGGUCAUCGGGCGGCCCAGCGUCAAUGGCCUGGCCUACGCUGAGUACGUCAUCUACAGAGGAGAGCAGGCGUACCCGGAGUACCUCAUCACAUACCAGAUCGUGAAGCCGGAGAGCACGGCGCAGCCGCCGGCCGCAGCAGAGCAGAAAUCUUGAGUGUCCAGAGCUCAUAUCGCGCACAUUGCUCAGACUGUUACACUCCCCUUUACACAUAUUCUGGCCUCCAGCUGAUCCUCAUCUUUGUCCAGCCUUUACCUGACCUCUCUGUCUCAUAUCUCACAUAGCUCAUACCUGCAGCGUUAAUGUUUUCAAGCAACCCUCCUCCACUAGGUGUUUCCUGGGUCAGAGGUCACAGGUCAGAGGGUUGAGAACUGAAGUGAUGGAAGACAAGUGACACUUUUUCCUUUCUUUUUUUUUCCCCAUUUAGUACUGGUUUAAUCAGUACACAUUUCUCUUCCCCUUUUUGCCAGUGCUUUGUUUCUUUAAACCAUUUUAUUGUGAAUUAUUUUAAACCUAACACACUACAAGAUGGACCACAUCACAUUAAUGCUCUAGGGACCUGCCAUGUUUGUUUUUUUUUCUCCAUAAUAGUGUUCCAUGGAGCCUCUCGUCUCUGAUCUCUGACUGUUUUUUAUUUAUUUUUUUUUUAUUUGAAUUGUUGUGAAAGCCUGUUGGACGUUGCGUGGGAACCCAAUUCUCCAAUGUGAGCCUUUAAUAGCAAAACGUUUAAGACAUGGAAUUUUUUUGGUUUUUGAUUUGCACAAGAAAAGGUCAGACGUAUCACCUCUGUUAGCAUAUCUGGAUUAUAAAAAUGCAUUCUUUUUAAAAGACUUGCACUUUUAGGAAGGGUUUAACUUAUUCUAAUGAAACCAAGAAAUGGCAUUUAUGAAAACAAACAUUUCCUGUACCAAUUGUGAUGGAUGGGUGCUUUGCUAAAAGCUCUCCUGUCUUUGCUCUUGUUUUCUGAUGAAGAGCGGCUUUGUAAGUAGAGCUUUUUCUUUCCUGUCCUCCGGUCACUUUGCUUUCAGUGACGUUUUUUUUUUUUCGGUUUUUGGACGACACCAGAGCGAUCUGUAUUCUCGGUCUCAUUCCAGCGUGAUUCUCAUUCACCUCUGAGACACUACUGACAUUUCAGCAUCACUGAUGCACAUUGACAGGUUGUGUAAAACAGUUAGGAAGUUAACAUGCCCCCCGGAGAGAUCUGUUAUUUGUGGGAAGUUGUUGUUAUUAUAUUUUAUUUUAAAUCACUUUAAUGGUGUGUAUGGAAUUCCACUUCUCCACCAACACAGUACUGGUGCUGUACAGGGAAUCAGCUAUUUUUUUUUUCCAUUUUUUUUUUUCCCUUAAUAAGCAGCCCACAUUUUCCACCAUUCGAAGAUAUGAACGAUUAUGCAACAUGACCAGGUGUAGGAGUUUCCCUAAUGGAAAAAAUAAGCGUGUAGGAUGGUUCGAGAACACACAUUACCAUUUAGGGUCAAAUAUUUCAGCAUCUGUUCACAGCGCAGAUAUUUCCCUAGACAAUUGACAUGCAAGAUGGAUGCAUGUUUGUGCUUCUCUUAGUAAAGCUGCUCGAACGAAGUCUUAUGUUUUUCAGGUAAGAGUGCCGAACGUCUCUUUCGGAGAUUUAUGAUUCAUACUCGUGAUAUCAAUUUUGAUCUAAUUAUUUCAAACCAACACUGUUCACGUCUUAUUUAAAUAACCGGGUGUUGUCAUGGCAACAUGAAAUCCGACAUCUCUGGUUCUUGGUUCUGGCCCAGCAGUAUUUUUGUGCUGAAACAGAGAACCAGAUACGGAAACGUACAGAAGGUUAUUUUCUUGUUGUUUUUUUUUUGUUUUGUUUUGUUUGUGUUUAACACCAGCACCAUGUUGGUGGAAAAGGGCACAACCGUCUUUUUUCACCUCUCAGCCUGAACCACUUCACAUUUCACUUGUAUCUAAUCACCCCCCCCCUUUUUUUUACUUAAUUUUACUUUAAUCCAAAUGUGAUGAGCUAUUUACCACAAAGCAGACUAAUUGAACAGUCCUCAAUCGUGUAAACCAGUCUUAAUAAAGUACAUAUGUCAUUACGUGCUCCUCAUGUCAGGUUUGUCAUCUGUCCCUCUUUUAGCACCGGUGUGUGUGGUGGUGUUGUGACUCACAUUCACUCAUGUUCCAUGGAAAAGAUGUCAUUCUUCUCAUCUGAACUGAUUGCACAGCAGGUGUGAGGGUUUGGGUUGAAAGCGGCUGCCUCUUAGUUUGUGAGUGGGUUGGAUUGUUUGCACUUUACAGCCGAUUAUCAUCACACUCUCAGACAGGGGAGUGAUGUUGUAAUCAUGCCUCUUACCAACACAGCCAAAACACCUUCCCUAGGAAAAAAAAAAAAGCAUAAUGAAUGAUGACGUGGCAGCAGUUUCAUAAAGAAGCUAGUUCGCUUUUGUUGAAAUGUUAAAAGCGGGGUUUUUUUUUUCCUUCCCAUUUACUGUCCUGGUGGCAUUAGGACUCCUGCAUCAAUCAAAACCAGCCAUGAAUACUCAUGCAAAGUGGAACCAUUUGCACCUUUAAUGCACAAAUGUGAACAGCUUAAAGAUGGAGUCUGAAUGGAGAAAUGUUUGUUUGAAACAGGAAAUCACGCUGGCGGCUUGUUUCCACAGCACGCGGAAAUAUAUUUAAAUAUAAUACAAGCUAAUCUAUCCAUCUGAUGUACCUGCAUUAGCAGGUCACCUUCCAUUCCAUGGAACAAUAUCUGAGAGGGAUACACUAUCUGUUUGAGAUACAUCACACUACCUGAACGAUGUGGGGUUUUUUUCUUCCUAAUGUCUUAGUCUCAACCAUACUUUUAAAACCUGAAACUGUAUUUAAAGGGUCUUACAGCUAGACACCCCUGUUUAAGAACUCUAAUAUCCAACAUAAUCCAGCUCCACAGCCACCAUGUUGAGGACUACUGCUGUCUCAAAUUACCUCAUUUAUGGUUUUAACAGGAAGAAUAAAUUGUGGCAUUUAAGAACAUAUAAUAUCCCACAUGCUGUGUUUAGUUCUUCACACCUCUGAGCGUUUAUGAAUAACUUACUCACUUGGUUUGAGUAAAACAAUUCAGAGAUGAGCUACAAAGGACAGUGAUUCAACACUAUUUACUAUCCAGAGAUACUAGUGGCAUCUUUCUAGUACUUUCAAGACUAGUGGGUGUUACAUGACCUACAAUGUUGGCGGAGUUGUUUUCCCUGCUUCUGCUUUCAGAUUGUAAGAGUAUGUGGGAGUGUAUUUUUGCUGGCACUUUUCUAGAGUGUUGCUAGGCUGAAAAGUUUGGCUUUUUUCACUUGGAAAAACUUGUGCAGUUGCAGAUCGCCUCCACAAGGGGGUGCUGUGAAUCCAUGUAUGCAGUGAAUCAUGGGGGGGUGAAAACGUAUGAAUGAAUCACACACCAGACUUUCAUUAAAGAACGUUGUUGUAUUUGACAAUGGAAGUCAAAGAAUAAAUAAAAUAUACAUACACAACAAA
Messenger RNA from Hemibagrus wyckioides, 7459 nucleotides. RefSeq names its product tankyrase, TRF1-interacting ankyrin-related ADP-ribose polymerase a (gene tnksa). Gene Ontology annotation, molecular function: protein binding; NAD+ poly-ADP-ribosyltransferase activity. Gene Ontology annotation, cellular component: nucleus; cytoplasm. The coding region runs from base 359 to 4141 and encodes 1260 amino acids. The transcript is spliced from 28 exons. NCBI's taxonomy places the organism in Eukaryota, Metazoa, Chordata, Actinopteri, Siluriformes, Bagridae. The record is from RefSeq and is a predicted model, not a curated record.